Messenger RNA from Atta colombica, 570 nucleotides. It is a transcript of the gene B9d1, whose product is annotated as B9 domain-containing protein 1. NCBI's taxonomy places the organism in Eukaryota, Metazoa, Arthropoda, Insecta, Hymenoptera, Formicidae. The record is from RefSeq and is a predicted model, not a curated record. Gene Ontology annotation, cellular component: MKS complex. The coding region runs from base 1 to 570 and encodes 189 amino acids. Gene Ontology annotation, biological process: cilium assembly. The transcript has 5 exons.
AUGUCAGUGGAAGGACAAUUUUUUCUCUCUGUUACCGGCUCUAUCGAGCAUGCAGAGUUUUAUGAGGUCAAUAACGUUUAUUGCAAGUACAGCUUUCAUUUCGGAUCUGACUGGAGCGUCGUUGCGGGAAUCGAAGAAGGGUUGACACAAAUGUGCAAAUGCAGCAACGAUUCUAGAAAUCUCGCCGUAUGGAACUUUCCAUUGGAGAUUACGUUCAAAAGUACAAAUCCACAUGGAUGGCCACAACUUAUCAUGUCGAUUUACGGCUUGGAUUUUUUCGGUCGCGACGUCAUCAAGGGAUACGGAGUGUGUCAUUUACCUCUGAAAACUGGAUAUCAUGAAAAAAGGGUGUCGAUAUACGUGCCGGAAUCAUCAUCCAUGUUGCAGCAUUUCAUGGAGUGGUUAACCGGCAGAAGACCGGAAUUAAUUGAUCCCACUAUACUUGCGUCCGGCGGCGGCAGAGAACUUACACGCAUGAGGGUCGAGGGAGUUGUUACCGUAAUGCUCAACGUCGUUUUGAAGGAUUUGUUCAAACUAGGUUACGACAACGGUGAAAAAUGGAAGAAAUGA